AUGUCUAGGUGGGGCUGCUCUUCCCUUGCAGGCGUGACGCGGUCAGUCCUGCGUCCGACACACCGGCGGGGAUUCCCUUCUUCUGGUCUCCUUUCUCUCGCUCGGCCCUCUCGUUUUGUUGUCUCCUCGUCGUCUCCUCCCUCUUCGUCUCUCUCUCUCCCUUCUUCUCGCUCUGCCUCUCUGUCGGCCGCGAGCGGCCACCGCUUCAGAGGUCUCGCGCAUGCAGCGACCGCGUCGACCCUCUCGGAAAACUCCGUGCGAAGCGAGGAACCGCGAACGAAAGAAAGCGUCGACAUUCUGGCUCUCGUCAAGCAACUGAGGGCGCGAACGGGCGGGGUCAGCAUCGGCGAGUGUCGCCAAGCUCUCGAGGAGUCAAAUCUGGAUCUCGAUGAGGCAGCGGUCUAUCUCCGCAAGCGCGGCAUCGCUCGCGCCGCCAAGACAGCAGCUCGGGUCGCAGCCGAGGGCCUCAUCGCGGCCGUCUGUCUCCCGGUCGCUCACGAGACAGGAUUCCUCUCUGGAGUGGCGGAGGGGCGAGAGACAGCAAGAGAGGGUGGGAAAACGGUGUGCCUUCUCGCCCUGAAUUCAGAGACCGACUUCGUCGCCAAGAAUCCGCGGUUCAUCGCUCUUGCCCGUGCCGCAGCCACUGCAGCAGCGCAGGCCGCCUCGAGAGUCUCCGCGGAGGCGUGUGAGGGGCAAUCCACAGACGCAGAGAGGAGACAGGAGACAGACGAAUCCAAGGGAGAGAAGGAGCGAACGCGCAGCAGGGCGCACGCGUCCCUGCUGAUUGAAGCCGCGAAAGCGUCUGUGGUUGAUCCACAGAAGUUUGAAGACGCGGGGCUUGGCGGCCUGUUCCAACAGGAGACAGGAGGCAGACGCGGGGACGAAGACGCGCGUGGGGCAUCUCCAGCCCCCGGAGGCCGCAGGGAGAAUGAUUACGGCGACGGGAUUUCAAACACUCUGGGCGACAUGAUGAUUUUGCUUUCUCAGCAAUUCGGCGAGAAGCUCCAAAUCUCUGGCGUCGAGCACGUCACGGUUCCCCCGCCCUGCUCGCCUGUCUCCUCUCCCCCACGGUCCUGUGAGGUUGUGGGGUGGUACGUGCACGGGCAAGUGGCCGAGGGUGUGGGGCGAGCCGCUGCGGUCGUGGUGCUGGAGUGGCGGGAGAGAGAGCAAAUCGGAGACAAGUCUUUGGCCGCUGACAGACCUCCCCAUGCAGGCCGCCUCGAGGCGUUCGCCAAACUUCUUGCCAUGCAGGCAGUGGCGACCCGUCCACGUUUCGUGAAACUGUCUGACGUCACGCAGGCCGAAAUGGAAACAGAGAGACAGAUCCUCCGAGCCUCCGUGGCGCAGCAGUUUCCGGCCAACCCGGAGAAGGUGGACAUGGUCGUCGAGGGGCGUUUACGGGCACAGCUGCGAGAGCAAGCGCUCGUCGAGCAGGACUUCCUCCUCGCUUCCCAGAUGUCCACAGGCGUCCUUACCGAGGGCCCAGGGGACAAUGUGGGGUCGGAAGCGGGAGGCGAUCUGGGAGACGCAGACAGCAAAGGAGACAGCGCCGGUGCGACCACGGGAGCCCGAAAAGAGAAGAAGUCAGAGAAUGAAACUGUAACGGUUAAGGAAGCGCUCAGGCGCGUAGCACGGGUGCUCCAGUGUGCCGACCUGGACAUUAAAGACAUGCGGCUUCUGUGCAUUGGUAACUGA
Molecule: messenger RNA, 1695 nt
Organism: Neospora caninum
Lineage: Eukaryota; Apicomplexa; Conoidasida; Eucoccidiorida; Sarcocystidae
Product: putative elongation factor ts
Exons: 2
Coding region: 1-1695 (564 amino acids)
Biological process (GO): mitochondrial translational elongation
Cellular component (GO): mitochondrial matrix
Molecular function (GO): protein binding; translation elongation factor activity
Source: RefSeq, a predicted model, not a curated record